Messenger RNA from Pipistrellus nathusii (Nathusius's pipistrelle), 243 nucleotides. The record is from the annotation of a GenBank genome assembly. NCBI's taxonomy places the organism in Eukaryota, Metazoa, Chordata, Mammalia, Chiroptera, Vespertilionidae.
AUGCUCCAACCGUGCCCCUACCCCGGAAAGGAGCGCUUGUUUUCCCUCUUAGCUCCUCCCACUUCCGCGGGCCGGCGAAGGAAACCGGAAGUAAAGCUGCCCCUAGUCGCGGAGGUUCCUCAUCUGUCUCGAAACCGCGACGGGGGAGGAUUACAGAGAGCCGGAGCCAGCAGGGAAAUCCCUCCUUUUUUCUUCCCUCCCCUCCCUCCUGCCCCUCUUCACAGCUGGCCUCAGCUGGCUUAG